AACCGAACAGGCAAUGAUCAAGCGAUCUCCCUCCUGCUGGCCAUCUCCACCCUCUGACACACAGAGGCCAGGGACACCUUUCGCCAGUGUUGCUGAAGAUGAGGUUACAUCUCUUAAAAAAUCCUUGCCUAGAUUUUAGAUGCACAAUCUGAGCAUUCAGCUUUAGCCUUAAAUCUGUGGUGCCCAACACACUAGCCACACGUGGCUGUUUGGCUGGUUGAGUGUGGCUAGUUUGCUAUAGCGAUAGGCACUAGAGAGGCUACUGCUUCAGAACUGGUUGGACAACCCACAGCCUUAAAUGCUUGACUCUUCAGACAUGGAGUUUUCUAAAUAAAUUAAUCGAGACCACCCUUUUCUACAGUCUACAUUUUAAUUGUCAUUAUUAUAGCACAAAAACUUACUUCCAAAGUCUUCCUAUCCCUAGUCUCCUUUCACCCCCUAUUGGAGAGCCCUUAAAGGGAUAAACAAUCCUUUUCUUCCAGGUAGCUGGACAAAUGAGUUUCCCUUUCUUUACUUCUAUUUGAUGAACUGGUUUUAAGAGAACUCUUCACCAAAAUCAGUACCUUUCAACAAUACUAGAGAAUCCUUUGUUGCGCAUAAAAUCUUUGGAAACACAUUUUUAACAAACUUAUGGUGACAUUUCAUAAAUGUGUCUGUUAUGAAGAUCACACAAUAAAGGUUUCCUUUUUCUGAAAGCAAUAACUUUGUUAUGAACGCACUGAACUGCGGUGACUGAUUAAUUUAAAAUAUCUUUGUUUCAGUGUGUUUAAACAUUACUAAUCUGCAAUGAUGGCUUUAUGAAAGCUUGAGAGUACAUUUAAAAUAACAUUAGAAAUACUCAUGAAGAAAAUGUAGAAAGCAGACCUCCAUGUAUGACUCUAUUGAAUGUUGCGUUGCGCGGGACAGCUGACUUGCCCUUACACAAAGGUUUUGCAAAUAAAUCUGUAACAAACAUCAAUGUAUUUCAAAAAACCCCGAGACUGACAUUUUUUUUAUUCCCCAAUUUAGUGCUUGUAACUAGGUCCCUUCUGCAUGACCAGCUGUCACAAUCGGGCUGGCCGUGGAAAACUUUUGCUUUGGAAAGUAUCCUGCGCAAGGCCCGGCUGCUGCAAGCGCGAGGGGCUGGAGGGCAGGUGGAAAGAAGAGCCCAGGAGGGGAGGCGAAGGCGGGCGUGGCCAGCUGCUCCGAUUGCACCCCCAGGACCCAGCCGAGCUGUUCAGGUUCUGUCCCUGCUUUGUCCUGGGAGGAGCGAGGCCAAGAAAGCUCUGGGUUCAUCGCUCAACAAAGGACUCUUUGUUACAGCCUCCUCCACGGGAACCUGACCCCCUGGGACUGCACGUGGGGCGGAAAGCGAUCCUGACGGGGCUGCUGCCCUCUCCUCCUGUUGACACUGGGACUCUGCUCUGUGGGUCUGUGUCCUCGGCAGCCCGCCUCCGGCAUGCUGCCCUUCCUGGCUCUCCUGCUGUGGGUGCCGGGGGCAGGAGCCACCAGGGCCUGUCCCCACCUGUGCGUCUGCUACGAAUCCUCUGACUUUGUAGACUGCCGUGGCCACCACCUGGCUCACGUGCCCCGUGGCAUCCCGCACAGCACAUGGAUCCUGGAUCUGAGGCGCAACAACCUGAGCAGCCUGGAGACCGGCUCCUUUGAUGCCCUGUGGUCCAUGAAGAUCCUGCUCCUGUCCCACAAUGGCAUUGGCCGGCUCCGGCCCAAGGCCUUCAAGUCCCUGGGCUUCCUGGAGAAGAUGGACCUCAGCCACAACCUCCUGGCCCAGCUGCCCCCCGACUUCUCCGACGAGCUGACCUCCCUGAAGGAGCUCAAGGCGGCCCACAACCGGCUAUCGGCCUUGGCCUUUGGGAGCCUGCAGCACCUGGAGAGCCUGGAGAAGCUAGACCUCAGCUACAACCAAGUGGCUUCCAUCGAGAAGGGGACCUUUCGGGGCCUGUCCAGGCUCCGCCACCUCUACCUCCAGUCCAACCGGCUAGGGGUCAUCUACAACGGCGGCUUCUCCAUGCUCCAGAGUCUGGAAGUGCUUUUCCUUGGCACCAACAACAUCAGCACCAUUGAGGUGGGGGCCUUUGCCUCCCUGCACAACGUGAACCUCCUGGCUUUGACUGGCAACCAACUCAUCCACCUAAAGUUCAAGACCUUCCUGAACAUCCAAACAGCCAGCACCCAGCUCCAGCUGGCCGGCAACCCCUGGGCCUGCGACUGUGACCUCCAACGGGUGUUCAGCAAGAUCUUGAGUGUCCGCCACCUCCAUGUGGAAGACUACGCCAACCUGACCUGUGCCAGCCCCGGGCAGCUGGCCGGCUUGCCUCUGCUUUCGGUGGACACCCAGCUGUGCGUGGCCGAGACGGCCACCGUCCUGGUGAUCACAGUCACCGUCCUGGUGACCGUCAUUGCCGCCAUCGUCAUGGCGGAGAGGAACCGGAAGAAGAGCCAGGAGAAGAACUGGAAUGAGUCGGAUGGCCCCUUUGAGCCGCAGGAGAAGUGAGCCCGGGGAGGGACGCACGCCUGGUGCAUGAGAAGCAGCCGUUCGCUUUGCUCUGCUUUUGAGCUCUCCUGGGUCCACGCGGACUGGACCCAUUCCCAGCGCUGGGGGGCGGUGAAUCCAGAGCUGCCCUGCUUGGAGACACGGCUGCUGCGCUAACCCCCUGGGGCUCCCACUCAGUCCUUUCCCGUGCGUCUGGGCGUGAGGAAAAUGAUUUCCCCUUGUUCCUUUGCAGAAGCGACAGAGCUGGGCUGGGCCCCUCCCUCCCUCCUGCGAUGUCCAUGCACCUGCUCGCCUCCCUGGCCUUUCACUGCAGCCCUGGUGUUGCCUCUCCUGCCGCCUGCUGGCCUUGGGGCAUCGCAUGGGUGGAACUGGAUCGUGCUAAAGCGGGGAGGGAAUUCCCCCUUCCACAGGACAGAGCAGUCUCUGGUUUCGGCAGCCAGUUCAGCAGCUCUGGUUCCGGGAGCUGUCUCUGACGAGGCAGGAAUUGCCCCGCCUUGCAUGUGGGGAAACACAGCACCUUGGUCAAGACCCGUGCUGCGAGCUGGGAAUAGAACCUGGGGGCAGGGGGGUUCUGACGCUCGAUCCUGCAAGGUUGUGGGAUUGGAGAGUGGUGAGUAACGUAUCCCAUCCAAGGGCCAGAUCCUGCAAGGCGCUUCCUGCCUGGGACUUCCCCCAUGGGGGUGGUUUGUCUGCAUCAUACAGGGUCGGGCCUUGACUUGCUUCCCCCCUCCCACGUCCCUACUCAACAGCCCCACAGCCAGAGGGAAGUGCUGGGAUUGCUGCGCAGUGCUGGGGCGUUGGGGUUUGGGGGAGGAGUCCUGUGGAGUCAUCUAUUGGGAAACCUUCGUGUCAGGCUUUCCUGGCUGCUAGAAUUAACAAUGAGCUUCCCAAAGACAUUCAUGUACAGCCGCCGGGCUGCCUGAUCCUGCCUUGGAAAAGAAAUAAAAAUCUGGUUUCUCUCUGGGGUGCGUGUGGUGUUUCCUGUGCAUAGUGCAAUAGGCCAACGUGCCCCUGUGCAGCCCAGGCCGCCUUGUUCUGUGUGUACAGCAUUGAGCUCAGACACAGCCCCUGCCCCAAACAGCUUCCAGGCUCAGUAAUGCUGGUUGGCAGCGUUUUUCUGUGGGUCUCACUGAGCUCUUUCCCCUCUUCUGCCAUGGUGCUGAUUAAAGGGCCAGGCACGCCUUGUUUCCUGGCUCUAGUGGCUGGUAGGGACUGGUGAGACAGUGAAAUGAUGGAUGAGUUAAAUGUACCUGUCAGGCCCCCCACCACUGUGGUAAGAGGCAGCGUGGCUCGGUGUGUGGGAUGGUGAACUGAGGCUCCAGGGACCCGGGUUUUGUUCUUUGUUUUGCCACUGGACCAUUAGGUCAUUGCUCCUCUUUGCCUCAGUUUCUCCAUCUGUAAAGUGGGGUUAAUGGCCCUGGCUGACUUUGCAAAGGGGUGUGAAAUCUAUUGACAGGUAGCUCUAGGUGUGGUCUGAGCAUCUCUAGGGGGGCUGGGACUUCUCUCCUCAGUCGCCUAUCUGACUGGGGAUAGGAUUCGAUGGGGCACAGAAGGGAAGGGCUGAAUUCUCCACUGCACUUAGCGAGAUGGACGUUGGAUGCAUGGAGGGACAUCUCGGAGCUUCCACAAACCUGACCCCAGUUAUGGGCAAUAACCACUUGAAAGCCUGGCCAAGGGCGUGCAGGGAAUUUGUGACCCAGCUGGGAUGGGAACCUGGAUUUUCCUGCCUGGCAGCGCUGCCUCUACAAGCCCAACCUGCUUCUUGCAAGGCCCUCUCUGUUUUCCUCAGUGGGGGCACCCUUGUCUUGCUGAGGACAUUUGGAACAGCUGUACAGGGUAUUCUGCA
Pelodiscus sinensis (Chinese soft-shelled turtle) is the source of this 4340-nucleotide messenger RNA. NCBI's taxonomy places the organism in Eukaryota, Metazoa, Chordata, Testudines, Trionychidae. The record is from RefSeq and is a predicted model, not a curated record.